Hypanus sabinus (Atlantic stingray) is the source of this 5959-nucleotide messenger RNA. RefSeq names its product peptidyl-tRNA hydrolase 2 (gene ptrh2). The coding region runs from base 175 to 681 and encodes 168 amino acids. Gene Ontology annotation, biological process: positive regulation of anoikis; negative regulation of anoikis. The record is from RefSeq and is a predicted model, not a curated record. NCBI's taxonomy places the organism in Eukaryota, Metazoa, Chordata, Chondrichthyes, Myliobatiformes, Dasyatidae. The transcript is spliced from 2 exons. Gene Ontology annotation, cellular component: mitochondrion; cytosol. Gene Ontology annotation, molecular function: peptidyl-tRNA hydrolase activity.
UUGGGACUGUCAGUGAAGACUAAUACUAAAUGUGCGAUAAUCUAACGAUCGCCACAAACCGAGAGCUCAACACGUUGCCGGGCAGCCUUGCGGUGACGUCAUUACCGGUGCGACGGCGUGGCCCUGGGCCGGGAGUCUCGGGAUCCGCUUUCGAAGGCUUUUCAGGCACAUAGUAUGGAGACUCUGAGCUGUCCUAUGGCUGUAGCGAUAUUGGCUGGAAUAGGAUCUGGCAUGUGCCUGGGUUGGAUGGUUCGUGGGCGAUUUGUUGGACCUUUAAAAACCUCACUGCAAAGCACAGCGAUGGAAACCAGUGUCAUGGGAGAGAGCGGCGAGUACAAGAUGGUGCUGGUAGUUCGUAAUGACCUGAAGAUGGGCAAGGGGAAAGUGGCGGCGCAGUGUUCACACGCAGCAGUCUCCGCGUACAGGCAGCUCCAGGUGCGGAAUCCCAAUCUGCUCCGGCAGUGGGAGUACUGCGGGCAACCCAAAGUGGUCCUCAAGGCACCUGACGAAGACAGCAUCAUAAGCUUAUUGAUGCAGGCCAAGGAUCUGGGGCUGACCGUAAGCUUGAUCCAGGACGCUGGGCGCACUCAGAUAAAAUCUGGCUCACGCACGGUGCUGGGCAUCGGUCCAGCCUCGGCAAAGCUGGUGGACCAGGUUACAGGACACCUGAAACUGUAUUGAAGUAUAUCUGUGCCUUGACUGAAGUUGCAGUUGGACUGACUCAUGAAUCUGAGACCCAUUACCUGGACAGUUAGUGGUAUUUCUCAGUAGGCAGGCUCCAGGACACUGAGCCAAGUCAGUCCAAAUUAUUUGGGGUUGAUGCUGUGCUCUGCAUUCAUUGGAACAUAGAACCAUACAGGCCCUUCAACCCACAAUGUUGUCCUACACCUUUUAACCUCCUCCAAUAAGAAUCUAACCCUUCCCUCCCACAUAGCCCUUCAUUUUUCUAUCAUCCAUAUGCCUAUCUAAGAGUCUCUUAAAUGUCCCCAAUGUAUUGGCCUCUACCACCACCAUCACCCCUGGCAGCAUGUUCCACACACCCACCACUCGUAAAAACCAAAAAAAAUCUACCUCUGAAAUUGCCCCCUAUACUUUGCUCCAGUCAGCUUAAAUUUAUGUCCAACUGUACUAAUUGGAUAAGAAUUAUUGUAGUAUCGGUCAUUUUUGCUAAUUACUUGAGUGUUUGGACAAAUUAAUGAACAGCAGGCAAGUGGCGAACAGGAGCGACAUGGUCAGUAAGCACGGCCCACUCGUUUCCAUUGCCCUCUGAGGAGGUGCAGUGUUCCUGGCAGCUAUCGGUAAUAUGCAGCAAAGCUACUCAGCACCAGCUUGAGGACUGGAGGUGCAGAUUUCCCCUGUAAGAAGUGCCCAGGCUUUUCGGAGCAACAACCUCUCUCCUUCCCAUCUGCUCCCCACCCUCGCCAACCACACUCCUGUUUGCUCACAUUGUACAAAUACAUUCUUUGUUGGUUACAGGAAUUUUAACAUUCCAAGCUGUCCCAGGGGCUGGUCAUAGGCUGAAUAUUGAUAACUCUUUACAGCCUUGCUGACCAGAACCAUAUCGACUGGCGGGAGUUACCUGGGUGGCUGGUUUAUUAAAAUAAAGCAAAUGUCAAAAAUAUUGCCUCAACUGGCUCAUUUCUGUAGAUGGGUCCUGUUCACGAGAUGUAUGUCACAGCUAACUGGGUAACUUCUUCACUUUUAACUUCCCACACACUGAAUAGUGGUGAACCCAGUUGCAGAGAAAAGUCACAAAAUUAGAGGGUCCAAAAAAACUCAUGGGCAAAGGGGAUGGGAGGUUCCCGAGGAUUGGAGGGUUGCAGGUGUGGUUCCCUUAUUCAAGAAAAGGAGUAGAAAUAGCCCAGGAAAUUAUAGACCAGUGAGAUCCUACUUCAGUGGUUGCUAAGUUGAUGGAGAGGAUCUUGAGAGACAGGAUUUAUGAACAUUUGAAGAGGCAUAUUAUGAUUAGGAAUAGUCAGCAUAGCUUUGUCAAGGGCAGGUUGUGCCUUACAAGCCUGGUACCCCAUGCAAGGCUUAUUCAGAAAGUAAGGAGGCAUGGGAUCCAAGGGGACAUUGCUUUGUGGAUCCAGAACUGGCUUGCCCAUAGAAGGCAAAGAGUGGUUGUAGACGGGUCAUAUUCUGCAUGGAGGUUGGUGACCAGUGGUGUGCCAACAGAUCAGGGAUCUGUUCUGGGAUCAAUUCUCUUCGUGACUUUUAUAACUGACCUGGAUGAGGAAGUGGAGGGAUGGGUUAGUAAAUUUGCUGAUGACACAAAGGUUGGGGGUGUUGUGGAUAGUGUGGAGGGCUGUCAGAUGUUACAACGGGACAUUGAUAGGAUGCAAAACUGGGCUGAGAAGAGGCAGAUGAAGUUCAAAAGAUAAGUGUGAGGUGGUUCAUUUUGGUAGGUCAAAUAUGAUGGCAGAAUAUUGUAUUAAUGGUAAGACUCUUGGCAGUGUGGAAGAUUAGAGGGAUUUUGAAGUCCAUGUCCAUGUUCAUAGGACACUCAAAGCUGCAUUGCUGGUUGACUGUAUAAGAAGGCAUACUUCAUCAACUAUGGGAUUGAGUUCAAAAGGUAAUGUUGCAGCUAUAUAAGACCCAGGUCAGACCCCACCUGGAGUACUGUGCUCAAUGCUGGUCACCUCACUACAGGAAGGAUAUGGAAACUAUGGAAAGGGUGCAGAGGAGAUUUACAAGAAUGUUGCCUGGAUUGGGGAACAUGCCUUACAAGAAUAGGUUGAGUGAACUCAGCCUUUUCUCCUUGGAGCGAUGGAGGAUGAGAGGUGACCUGAUGGGAGAUGUUGAUCAUGUGGAUAGUCAAAGGCUUUUUCCUAGAAUUGAAAUGGCUAACGUGAGAGGGCACAGUUUUAAGGUGCUUGGAAGUAGGUACUAAGGAGAUUUGGGGGUAAGUUUUUUACUCAGAGAGUGGUGAGUGCAUGGAAUGGGCUGCCAGCUACGGUGGUGGAGGCGAAUACGGUAGGGUAUUUUAAGAGGCUCCUGGAUAGAUUCAUGGAGCCUAGAAAAAUAGAGGGCUAUGGGUAACCCUUGGUAAUUUCUAAAGUAAGGACAUGUUUGGCACAGCUUUGUGGGCUGAAGGGCCUGUAUUGUGCUGUAGCUUUUCUAUGUUUCUGAAGUCAAAAUCCAAAAAAAAACAUCAACUAGAGAUUCCUACAAAGGCCAGGCUUUACUUUAAUUUUUUGUUCAGAACAUGAUGAUUCGAAGACUGAACAAAGAAACAAGAGACAAAGGACUGGUAUAGAAGACACAGGUGACCGGAUGAACUGAAGAAGUCAGCCAUGUCAUCUCUGGUGACCAAUUUGAGGUGUGACAAUGUGCGGUAAUGAAAGAACUUUACCGUGUGUGUCAGGCUACAUUUCAGAGCUGUCUCAUUUUGCUGUGAAGAGUUUCAUGUUGGGAUUGUGCUGCCUAAGAAACUGGAGCAGGAGUUUUCUAAACUCCCUAACUGAAUAAAUACUAAUCUGAAUUUUGAUUCCAGAGAAUUUCAAGGAUAUACUGUGGUUGGACUGAAUAUGUACAAUGGAGAAGAAGUUCCUUUGAGCCACCAAAUCCACAUUCACCUCCAGGCAUUCUUUCACACUAAUUCCCAUUUUAUCCCCCCCCCCCCCAACACACAGGGACAAUUAACCAAUAACCUCGUAUGUUUUUAAGAUGUGGGAGGAAACUUGUGCAGUCGCUGUAAAAACGUUCAAACUCCACACGGACAGCAGCCGAGGUCAGGAUUGGACCCAGGCUGACGGGCAGCAGCUCUGCUAGUUGUGCCAUUAUUUCCUCUCAACUCUAAAUGCAUGAUACCUCGAAACCGAGCUAUUUUUAUCAAAAGGGUAAACAGCCUUGUGACAUAAGGAAACAGGAGCUGGAGUCAGCCAUCUGACUCAACAAGCUGCUCCACCAUUUAAUAACAUCCUGACCUUUUCAUGUAUCAACUCAGCCCCACCUAUCUGCCUUUUCCCCAUAACCCUUAAUUCCCCUACUAUGCAAAAAUCUAUCUAACUAUGAAUAAAUAUAUUUAAGGAGGCAGUCUCUACUGCUUCCCUGGGCUGAGAAUUCCACAGACUCACUAUUCUCUGGGCAAAGUAAUUUCUCCUUAUCUUCAUCCUACAUCUGUUCUCACAAAUCCGUCCCCAAGUUUUAGUCUCAAUAACCACUGGAAACAUCUUUGCUUGCCUCUAUCUUAUCUAUCUCUUUCAUAAUUUUAUAUUUUUGUAUGAGAUCCCCUCUCAUUCUAAAUCCCAAAUAUAUUCCCAAGCGACUCGAUCUCUCUUACUCACGGGUUAACCCCGACAUUUAUCCAAGGAAAGUUCCUCCCUUUUAAACUGCAAGGAGCAUUCUGAAUCUUCAGUCAAUCCAGUCAACUCCAACUAACACAGCAGACCUUCCUGGCAUCCUGUGGUCCUCUGUAGCCAUAAGGUAUAGGAGUAGAAUUAGGCCAUUGGGACCAUCGAGUCUGCUCUGCCAUUUCAUCAUGGCUGAUGCAUUUUCCCUCUCAACCCCAAUCACUUCUCCCCGUAUCCCCUCAUGCCCUGACCAAUUGAGAAUCCAUCAACCUCUGCCUUAAAUAUACCCACGACUUGGCCUCCUCAGCUGCCUAUGGCAAUGAAUUCCGCAGAUUCACCACUCUCUGGCUAAGGAGAUUCCUCCUCGUUUCCGUUCUAAAAGGACACCCCUCUAUUCUGAAGCUGUGUCCUCUGGUCUUAGACUCCCACCAGAGGAAACAUCCUCUCCACAUCCACUCUAUCAAAGCGUUUCAACAUUUGAUAGGUUUCAAUGACGUCACCCCUCAUUCUUCUAAAUUUCAGUGAGUAGAGGCCCAAAGCCAUCAAACCUCCUCUUAUGACAAGCCUUACAAUCCCAGAAUCAGAACCACACACAAUACUCACCAGUGCUUUAUAAAGCCUCAACAUUACAUCCUUGCUUUUAUAUUCUAGUCCUCUCAAAGUGAAUGCUAAUACCAUUUGCCUUCCUCGCGACCAAUAACCUGAGCACUCUGUGAAUGAGCCUUUCCCAGUGAUUUAUGAAAACUUCUAGGACAUACUAUUAGCUUUUCAGAGUCUUAUUAAUUUCAUUUCUGUACGAUGACUUUCUUUUCCCCAAAUCUCUUGCCACCACAUACAGUACAGUGCAAAAGUCUUAGACACGCUGGAUUUUUUAUACAUCAUGGCCUCAACAGAGCCCUGAUCUCAACAUCAUUCCAUGGAGAGACAGAAGAACUAUGGCAAGUUCUCCAAGAUGCUUGGAACAACCUACUGGUCGAUUUUCAUAUAAAACUGCACCGCAGUGUACCUAAGAGAAUUGGUGCAGUUUUAGAGGCAAUCACAACAAAUAUUGAUUUAAUUCAGGUUUUUUUAAAAGAACAGUUUACUGGUCAUUAUGAAACUUUUUUGAUAAUUAGAAAUUUUUCAUUGCUUUUGAGAGCGUCUUUGCUUUACAGAUUUUUUUACAUGUGCCUAAGGCUUUUGCACAAUACUGUAAAUUAAAUUUUCACUGUUAUAAACAGAAUUUAUUGCCAUCACUUUAAACCAAUGAAUUAGUGAUGAGUCAAGGCACAUUAUAUUGCACAUAAAUGCCCUACAUAAUUUACACUACAUUCUACAUUUGUACCUUCAGGUCCUUUAAGUUAAAUAAGAGUUUAAGAAUCUAGAUCUGCAUGAGUUUCUUCAAUUCACUUUAAUUUUAAAGUUAUUCCUUUAGAAAAAUUUGACUUCGGUCAAAGUUUUAUCUCUUGGAUCAAAUUGCUGUAUUUGAGUCCUACUGCCUCUGUUUUGACUAAUUUUCAGAAAUCCCAGUUAUUUAACCUCAAACGUGGCACCCGUCAGGGAUGCCCUUUAACUCCCUUUCUCUUUGAUAUGGCUAUAGAACCUUUGGCGAUAGCAUUUCGAAAUUGUCCUGAAUUGACGGGGAUUUGGAGGGGGGGUGUUGAAAAUAAAGUUUCUCUUUACGCUGA